UUAUAACCUAUUAACUAUGAAUAUGGACAGCACUUCAGAUGAAUUAGAUAUCAAUGAUUCGUUGAAUAUUGCUACUCAAGAAUGGAAUCGAAUUACCGAUGCUGCUAAGAAGAUUGGUUAUCGAGAAGGAGUAGAAGAUGGAUCAAAUUCUGUUUUUCAAGAAGGUUUUAACAUUGGAUAUAGGGAAGGCUUCCAAACAGCUUUUAUUUUAGGAAAAUUUAAAAGUUUAUUAAACACUAUACCACAAGAUGUCAGCCAUCCGCAAAAUAUAACUGAAAAUCUUGAUAAAACUAAAAGAGGUGCAUGCCAUUUAUGUAUAACAGAUACAAACAAUGCACAGAAAAUUUUUUCUAAGAUCAUUAAUGAACAAAGAUUAUACUCAGGAAGAGUUCUUCAAACAUUGUAUCAGUAUUUUCAACCAUAUGUAAAACAAUUAAAUAUUAGCGAAUCAGAUAUAUUAAAAAUACAAAACUUUUCAAAACAAGAAGAUAAUUAA
Eufriesea mexicana is the source of this 496-nucleotide messenger RNA. RefSeq lists its product as uncharacterized. The transcript is spliced from 3 exons. The record is from RefSeq and is a predicted model, not a curated record. NCBI's taxonomy places the organism in Eukaryota, Metazoa, Arthropoda, Insecta, Hymenoptera, Apidae. Bases 17 to 496 code for a protein of 159 amino acids.